Molecule: messenger RNA, 881 nt
Organism: Eupeodes corollae
Lineage: Eukaryota; Metazoa; Arthropoda; Insecta; Diptera; Syrphidae
Product: NADH-quinone oxidoreductase subunit B 2-like
Exons: 2
Coding region: 124-801 (225 amino acids)
Biological process (GO): mitochondrial respiratory chain complex I assembly; electron transport coupled proton transport; aerobic respiration
Molecular function (GO): quinone binding; NADH dehydrogenase (ubiquinone) activity; 4 iron, 4 sulfur cluster binding
Source: RefSeq, a predicted model, not a curated record
UUUCCCUUUGUCUUUGAACGUUAUGAAAUUUUGACACAUAAAAAUCUACCAACCUAAGCGCAUGAAAUAAACAUUUGACAUUUCUAUAAAAAUUGUGCUGUGGAAGUUACAUAAAAAGGAGAAAUGUUACGAUCCGCUGCCGCAUUAGUAAACAAAUCUCCAAAGCUCCUGGCCGCAGCUGGUGACAUGUCCCUGUCGAGGUUGGGAGGUGUUUUUGGGCCAGCGGUGAACACUUGUAUGGCACUUCGCUUGCAAAACACCAUGCCAACAGUGAAUCCAGAAGAGCCUCUUCCCAAGAAGGGUUACUCUCCAUUCGGAACCAAACAGAGUAAUAUGAGCGAAUGGGCUGUUGCUCGUUUGGACGAUUUGCUUAAUUGGGGUCGCAAGGGUUCAAUUUGGCCAUUGACAUUCGGUUUGGCUUGUUGUGCCGUAGAGAUGAUGCACAUCGCUGCUCCUCGUUAUGACAUGGAUCGAUAUGGUGUUGUUUUCCGAGCUUCUCCACGUCAAGCUGAUGUUAUUAUUGUCGCUGGUACCCUGACAAAUAAAAUGGCACCAGCAUUGAGGAAGGUAUACGAUCAGAUGCCUGAACCACGUUGGGUUAUCUCAAUGGGAAGCUGUGCCAACGGUGGUGGAUAUUAUCACUACUCAUACUCUGUUGUCCGUGGAUGUGACAGGAUUAUUCCAGUCGAUAUUUACGUACCUGGAUGCCCUCCGACAGCUGAAGCUCUCAUGUACGGAGUGUUGCAACUGCAAAAGAAGGUCAAGCGCAUGAAGACCCUUCAAAUGUGGUACAGGAAGUAAAUUAUUUAAAUGUUAUUCGAUAGAAAUAAAACAAAAAGAUGAACGAAGGAAAAGGCUGUUUGUUUAUUAAUUUUUUUAAA